This is a messenger RNA of Microthlaspi erraticum, 636 nucleotides long. The record is from the annotation of a GenBank genome assembly. Lineage: Eukaryota; Viridiplantae; Streptophyta; Magnoliopsida; Brassicales; Brassicaceae.
AUGAAAUUGGUUCAUGCGCCAAUUUGGGUGGUUUUUCGUAGAGUUCCUCCGGAACUCUGGUCAGAAGUUGGAUUCAAUACUAUGGCCUCAGCUGUCGGUAUACCAGUUCACUCUGAGUCCCCGACUCUUAAACCAUAUACUAACGGGAUAGUUAAGCUCAAGUUAUUGACCCCUUCCCUCUCCUCUGUUGUUCCUCUGGAGGUUUCUGGUAAUCUUAUUGAAAUACAGUCAUCAGGUUCGGAAAGAGAGGAAGUUGGCGAAUUGUCAACAAAUCCAUCUUCUCCUUUAGCCGAAUCGUCGCCUCCUCUUGUGGCUGUCCUGCAGCUUUCAGACCCGUUACCUCUAGCUAUCCCGGUUUCUGUCAACUUGCUGUCUGCGACCCCCACUCUUAGAACCCCGAGCCCUGGUUCUCUUAGUACUUCUGCAAGUUCUCCUUCGUAUAAUUGGGUUGCUGUGGUUAAGCGAUCCCGUCCCCCACCUCUCUGCAAUCGGCGUCAGAAGAAGCUCUAUUGGGCUCUCCAGUCCAUCGGCGUCAAAAUCCUCGGAUUUCCUCUCCUCCAAGCUCUCUUUUGGUUCGUGUCAAUUGGAACAGCUGCCUUCAAGCAAUGUUCCUACUUCAGAUAUUUAAGUGUCUAG